AUGGAGGCUCUUCCAGAUGAAAUCUUGCAUAAAAUAUUUGCCGAACUGGAGGACCAAAUGCCUCUAGAUAGAUGGCAGCUGUAUGGACUUCGACUAGAUCAUCGAGGCUCAGCCGCACUCCGCAUCCUCUGCCUGGUCUGCCGCCAGUUCCGUCGCAUCGCGCAACCUCUGCUGUACCGUACCAUUGUCAUCGAGGGCCGCAAUGGCGCAAAGAACGUUAGCACUCUUCUUCUCAGAACGUUCGUCGAGGAUCCACAGCUCGCAGAGCAAGUUCGCGCCGUCUCUCUGACCGACUGUAUCAAGCUCUCAGAGCAGGUCGUCGACUGCACUAUGGGUAACAAGCCUAGCAUGCUCCCCUGGCUGUUGAGCGCAAGCCCGCACGCAGGGAGGCCCUUAGGCUGGCUUGAACGACUCAUUCGGGGUGACGUCUCUGAUGACGAGUACUUUGUCAAGGAACCAAAAGAGUAUGACUUUUCCGAUGAAGAAGAUUUCGUGAUAGGCUACGGCAAGGAAUUGAGCAUGGAAGAGUACCAGCAGAAGGGCGUUUCCAAAGGUACAUUUGCAAACUAUUGCUUUGCGAACCUCACCGAUAUUCGCAUUAGGGCAGUAGAAAAUCCAAAGAGCAUCGAGGUUCCUUGGACUAUCGAGCCUCUUCUUCUCAACUCUAUGCUCAAAAUACUACGAACACUUGGCACUGCCUGGCACGGUGAUGAACUCACCGGAUUUGUGUGGCCUGAGCACAAGAACUACAACCUAGAGUAUUCCGACCUCAUGGAAUCAUACGUCGAUGCCGAAGGACUAAGCACAAUUCUCACUCGCUGCCUGAAGCUUAAGGGAAUCUCGAUUAGGUUACCCGACGAGGAUAGGGACCUACCAGUUAACUAUGACCAGGGCUUUAGUGAGGAGGAAGAUUGUGCCCUCAACUUUGAUGACUUUGGGGACGUUCUUCGCAAACAUGGCCAAAAUCUCGAAAAGUUCGACUUGAACACUUUCUUUUUUGAAAGCUACCGCACGAUUCAGCGAAAUCGCGGCCCAGGUGAAGGAAUAAUUGGUUCCCUCCGAGAACUCAAAUCCCUCAGACACCUCGGAGUCAGCAAGGAGGCCUUGAUCGGAGAGAUUGAGCCACUCUCACGACUGAGCGAGGUUCUGCCGGAAUCGAUUGAGACUCUUCACCUGUAUUGUGGUGGAAUAUGGAAGACACAGGAUUGGGUCGAAUCGGAACGUGAGCUGCAUAACCAGGACGUCUACAAAUUGCUUCUCGACGAUAUGCCUAAUCUCCGCGAGAUUAGGAUAGAGAGAUGCAAGACUAGUUUCGACAGUGAUAAUCAUUAUGAGUCGUAUUCUGAUUUUGAUGAUGCGGCUACUGCUGCUGAUGAAGAAGAAGAAGCAGAUGAUGAUGAUUCGUGUUUUAGUGAUAAAGACCCAGAAGGUCUUUAUAAACCACUGUUUGGACCGGAAGAAUUUAUGUACUCGAAGGAAGCGGAGUGGCCACCUGAGCUGCAUGUCACUGGCUGGUCUGUGGACAUCGUCGAGGAGGGCCUAUAUAAGAUACGUGGAAGACCAGCUUGUGACUUUCGGGUCGUCACUCUGACAAGGACAACAUGA
Messenger RNA from Fusarium mangiferae, 1605 nucleotides. RefSeq lists its product as uncharacterized. The transcript has 2 exons. Gene Ontology annotation, molecular function: protein binding. Lineage: Eukaryota; Fungi; Ascomycota; Sordariomycetes; Hypocreales; Nectriaceae. The record is from RefSeq and is a predicted model, not a curated record. Bases 1 to 1605 code for a protein of 534 amino acids.